UUUGAACCCAAUAAUAAUUUGACUCUACCUGGCCGAUAUCAUGCACAAGGAUGGGCUAAAUUUUGUAAUAAUUCAAAACAACAUGUUGGUCAUUGGAAUCAUAAAAAUUUUAAGCAAUGCAAGAAUUCAUGCUAUCAAUCAUGUUUAUGUGACUAUAAAAAUCAAUCACAUAGAUGUGCAAAUUGCACUUCAAAUUGUAAUCGUCCAUCUGCAAGAAUGUCAGAGUUUCCUAAAAUAUACCAUUUUAUCUAUAAUAAAACAAAAAUUGAUGAAUAUAAUGCCCAAGUUGCAAAUGAUCUUAUGGAAGAUUUAAUCGAAAAUAAUUUAUCUGGAAAUAAAGCAAUUGUUAAACAUGCUCAAAACUUUUCACAAGGUUGUGCAGGCAAAUCAAAUCUGGUUCAGAAGCUAUUUUGGUCAGAGUUGUAUCCUAAAUUUAAAAACAAAAAAAUGGUUUUUCUUGAAACUGUUGAAAUUAAAGAGAAGUCAUUUGUUCCCUUCUUAGCUAAAUAUAUUUUUAUGACUUCUCGUAAAUCUGCAAAAGAAGCUUUUAAUUUUGGUCAAAGAAAUAUAAAUGAUGAAAUAUCUACACAAUAUAAAUGGAAUGAUAAUAUUGAAAAAUGUACAACACAACUCAUUUUUCAUAAAGGUUUAGAAUCUGAUUUUUAUGGUAUACUUUGGGAUCUCAAAUAUGACAAAUGCGAGUAUACUACUGAAGAACUUAAAAAAAUUGUUCAAGAACUAAACAAAGAUAAACCAGGAGAAGUUAUAGUCAAAAAUAAUCAAGUUUAUUGGUAUUAA
Molecule: messenger RNA, 798 nt
Organism: Dentiscutata heterogama
Lineage: Eukaryota; Fungi; Glomeromycota; Glomeromycetes; Diversisporales; Gigasporaceae
Source: the annotation of a GenBank genome assembly